AAAGAGUGCGCUAAAUCGUCAAAGCGCUAGUUUAGAAAACUUACGCGAAUUAACCGGUACAAUAGAGAAAAAAAAGACCCCAAAGCAGAGCGACUUCUUCCUCACGUACGAUAGCAGUGGUAAAAGAAUACGUGAUUCCAAUUACAAAUACCGCUCUGUUGCUGAACGCAAAAAAGCAAAAAGCGAGCUACCUCUGGCCAAACUAGUAGUGUUACUGAGAGCGACGACGUUGACCUUUGCCCAUUUGAAUCAGAUAGUGGCUUUGAUUUUGACAUCAUUACUGAAGAAUCAUCUGAUGUUUCUCUACAAAGAAAAAAUUUGACCACCUGUAUAGCAAAUUGUGAAAGUUUGACUCAAGAAAUGAAGUCCAGUACCCAGUCCAUGUGGACAAGAAGAAUGCAGUCUGUGGAUGCUGCAUGGGAAAAUAGUAGAUCUGCUAUAUUUGCUGCUGUUUUAAAAAGUCAAGCAAUUCCUAAAACUGGGGCUGUUUGCUUCUUGUGCGGAGAAGACAGAGCUGUUGUUCGGUGUCGCCACUGUGGACCAGAUGCAUUACUCUGUAACAAUUGUGAUGAGACAGCUCAUGAGAAAAAACCUUUGCAUGACCGUGAUAUUUGGAUAAAUGGAUUUUAUCAAGCAGUUCCUCCAACUGAAACAGUCCUACCAGAUGGAUCUCCAAGCUUCAACAGAAAAUAUGCUCCAUUUUUAUUUUGCAAAGAAUGUAUUUAUUGCAAGGGCCAGGAUACACUUUCUAUCAUCCCCUCUAAUGAAAUGUGCAUUCUUAUAACAGCCAAAGGAAGAUUUGAUUUGUAUUCAUUCACAUACAGUUGCACUGGAUGUGAUCAACAGUUCUCACCAUUAACACUGGAGAAGAUAAUUAAUGAAGGGUAUUGGCCAGGUGGCCCAAAGAAUCUUAAUUACAUCUUCUGUGAAGAUGUGUUCAGAGUUUGGGAUUCACUGCGAAAGUAUAUGCCAGGCACAUCUGAGACAGCAUUUCGUAGGUCCUUCGCCUCCAUAUCUAGUGAAAAGGGCAGGUCAGGUAUCAUCAACGCAUCAGUGUUUCAUUGUGCAUUCAAAGAAUGGUGUUUUGCCAUGCAUGAAGUUGACAUCUUACAAGAAAAACAAUGGGCAAAUUGCCCAUCAUGUUUUAGAUCCUAACAUUCGUGUCAUGUUGAUGGAAACGCUAAACUUUAUAGAUACAACAGUGUGCCAAGGUAUUGUGUUGUUGCCUGGCUAAAAUCAUACUGACCAAAUGUCCAUGAUUUAUGUAAUUUGUUUAUAGAGGUGAAAGAAAAUGCUACUAUGAAAAUACAUUCAUUGAAGAUGAUGAACUGGUAGAGGAGCACUUGAACAAUGUUUAUUCCAACAACUCAGCUAAGGUAUGAUCAUGAUUGUGAGGAAUUAUGGAGAAUUGUGCAAUGAUAACAGUUUUGUGUACAAUGAUAAUAUACCAAAACUGCAUAAGAGUUGUACUUAUAAAUCAUAUUCAAUCCUCCUAGGGUCAUUCAAGUAGUUCCUAUUGUGGUUCCUCUCAUUGGAAAGCUGCAAGUAAUACGGUCAACCGCCAAUCCAAACUUGAUGAAACUGGUCUUGUUGUAGCAUGCUGUAGACAUUCUCUGGCUCAAUCUGCUGUGAAUAUGCAUCAAGGUGAACUGUAUGGUACACACAUUAUUUGCAAACCAACCGACUAAUUCACCAUAAAGUUAAGUUCUUAUGGCAAGAUGUGAUUUGUAAGUACUGGCCUUGGUUUAUUUCGCUUCCCAAAGAUUUGUCACCUGAUGAAGCCUUUUUGAUGGCACCAGCAUUAUCUAUCAUGCAUAGUAAAGCUCAUGUUUGGUCUUGCCAAGUAUUUUAAUAAAACAAAUGUUAACCAAUUUUAAUUAGGAAAAUCAUUCAAAUUGCA
Messenger RNA from Dendronephthya gigantea, 1900 nucleotides. RefSeq lists its product as uncharacterized. The transcript is spliced from 6 exons. Bases 361 to 1155 code for a protein of 264 amino acids. Lineage: Eukaryota; Metazoa; Cnidaria; Anthozoa; Malacalcyonacea; Nephtheidae. The record is from RefSeq and is a predicted model, not a curated record.